AUGUCAAGAACAUACACUGAAAAGAAUGAUGAUUCAAUGUCAGAAAUGCUAAAUGGAGGGCGGCCCGAAGAUAAUGACAUCCAGAUUAUCAAUAGAGACGACCAUGACCCUUUUGAAGGAAACUUUGAUCCUGCGAAUAUAGAGACACCACCAGCGUUGCGAGAUGUCAUGUACAACGACUAUCAGGAUAGUAACGGAGUCAUACAUCAACAUCCUAGUGGUAAUGUAUCUGGAAAUGGUGGUCAGGCGCAAUAUGCGGAUGAGAUGCAUUCGAUUUAUGGAAGCCGUGAUGCUAAUAAACAACUAGCAACCAUUACACAGAACAAAUAUGUGAAUUCUAUCCCUCCUUUGACAUCACUCUCGGAAUCUGUGUUGCCAAGUGGAUUAAACAUACAGCCUUUAACCUUACAAGGUAAUCUUGGAAGCAGAAAUGAACAAAAGUCGGACAAAAAAAUACACAUUCCGAAGCCAAAGAAAGAAACUUCCAGUUUAAAACGAACUGCCUUUGUGCCGAAGAUGUGGUCUAUGGUUAAUGAUCCAGCCAAUAAGGAAUAUAUACGCUGGAACGAUGAUGGAAAGACUUUUCAAGUUUUCCAUCGAGAGGAGUUUAUGAAGAAUAUAUUACCAAAAUACUUCAAGCACAAUAAUUUCGCUUCAUUUGUGAGGCAGUUAAAUAUGUAUGGAUGGCACAAAGUUCAAGAUAUUAGUAAUGGAACGUUGAAUCAGAGUAAGGAUGAAAAACAAUCUGAUGAAGUUUGGCAAUUCGAAAAUCCGUAUUUCAUUAGAGGUCGUAAAGAUUUGCUAGACAAAAUAGUGAGAAAUAAAAGUGUUAAUCAGGAAAAUGAGCAAAGCGACCACAAUCAGGUUAACUUUCAAUUAGUUUUGAAUGAACUAGACCAAAUUAAAAUGAAUCAGUUGGCAAUAUGUGAGGAUAUUCGGAGGGUUAGAAAAGAUAAUAAAACUUUGUGGCAGGAAAACUAUUUAACCCGGGAAAGGCAUCAGCAACAAGCACAAACUUUGGAUAAAAUAUUAAAGUUUCUAGCUGCUGUUUACGGCAAUAAUGCCAAUAAAGUUUUGGAUAGUGGGUUUUUUGACGAUGCAAAUCAGGUCACGUAUAAUCCAUAUGCUAAUCAAACCCAACAAUUUAAUCCCUACGCAACGCAGGCUCCGAAUCCGUAUCAGAAGCCUAGAUUAAUGCUUACCAAUCAAGCACACAAGAGAAGCUCUUCUGGUGGUGGAUCAGAAAUAUCAGGAACUGAGGGUCACAACCAGAGACACAGCAAUGGAUCAAUCGAAGAAAUAAUUAGGAACUAUGAAAAUAACUCGAACGCGGGCGAGUCACCUGUCAAUAAUGUAAACAAAAUUUACCACCAAAUAAUAAACCAAGAUCAAGCUCAAUCUCAAGCUCAAGUUCCGUCUCCAAGACAAUACUUUCCAGAAUUGUCUAGGAAUCCUAAUAGUCCUUACAAUACACCAGGAACUCCAGGAUCUCAGUUUUUAAGCCUAGGACUGCAAUAUGAUCCGAAUCAACUUUCGAAUUCAAACGAACUUAUGAAUGGUUUGGAACAGAAUAUUCAUAGGCAAGGUCAAUCAAUCCAACAGGUGCAAGACUGGAUCCAGAAAUUGGCCAGUCAACAGCAACAACAGCAGGCCUCAAUAAACGAGAUAAAUGAUAACUUGAAGCCUGAUCUUGAGGAUUUUGAUGUGAGCGAGUUCUUGAAUAACUCAAACACAUCAAAUAACACUUCCGAUCCCGUCGUAGUAACCCCGGGAGAUACUCCUCCUGUCUCGUCUAAGAAUCGGACUCCAAAUAAUACUGACAGAAACUCUGGUAAAGAAAACAACAGUGUCAAGAAAACAGAGGGAAAUGGUAGUUUCGCUGGAACUUACAAUUCUACAUAUAAUCAUGGAUCUGAUAAAGGAAAUAGUGUGCCGAAAAGGUCAGUCGAAGAACUAUAUGAUGAAGAUGACGAUGAUAAUAGCACUAAUAAUCCCAAUAGUACACGUUCGAAAUCAAAGGCUAAGAGAACGGCGUAA
Molecule: messenger RNA, 2037 nt
Organism: Priceomyces carsonii
Lineage: Eukaryota; Fungi; Ascomycota; Pichiomycetes; Serinales; Debaryomycetaceae
Gene: CTA8
Product: stress-responsive transcription factor
Exons: 1
Coding region: 1-2037 (678 amino acids)
Biological process (GO): regulation of DNA-templated transcription
Molecular function (GO): DNA-binding transcription factor activity; sequence-specific DNA binding
Source: RefSeq, a predicted model, not a curated record